AUGCAAAGUGUGUGUAUGUAUUUCCCAGUAAGGGGCCUUCAUCCGUAUCAGACAGAGGAGAACAGGGUGAGGCUGUCGGUGCUGUUUGCACAAGUGCCGAGUGUUUCUGCCUGCGUUGCUCGGUGGCUGCUGUGUGUGUUGUGUGUACGCGUGCCUGUGUGUGCUGGCAGCGCGGGCUCAGCGCAGCUACCGGCCGGACCCGGGUGCGUGGAGCUGCGGCAGCCCUGCCUCUGGCAAGCUGCUGCGUUUGGCAGCUUCCUGACGUUCAGUUACCCUCUACCGCCAGAAUGGACUCCGGAGCUCGGACUUAGACGCCGAGGCCUCCUAAACAGCGCCUGGGGAGAGUAUGAUGUCUCAGACUGGGAUCGGAGACGGUCAGUACAUAAGUCUGCUCUGAGCAUGCCUCCUGGUUUGGUUACCUAUGAGCAGGUGGCGUUCUGGUUAGCAUCUAGGUGGUGGCAGUGCUCCAGACAGCGUUUGACAGAAGCAGAAAAACAUUCGUUGUUCAAGCGGGGCGGCGUCCUUCCUCCGGCCGCCGCUGCUGCCCCGUCCUGGCCCUCGCGAAAGCCCCCGGCCGAGCCCCGCGGGAGGAGAAGGAGCUUGUUUUUAGGGCGAGGGGCCGGCGGCGUGCCCUCGCCCCGGGAACGGGUAAAUCUUCAAGGCUGCGGUUUGAGAUGGGGAAGGAAGGAAAAACCUGUCGUCUGGGUUACGGUCGGAAGUGCUAGGGCAGUCCGUGUGUUUCAGCACCGCGCUGGUGAGCGAGGAGAGCCUGCUCGGGCCGAGGGGAGCUGGAAAGGACGUUGCAAGUCCGUGAGCCCUGGGCGAGGUUUGGAGGGCUUCAGGAAAAACGUUGUUUUAGAGACCGGGAAGUUCGGGGUUACGGUUACCGCUGCCAGAUGCCCAGAGAAAAGGGAGUUCUAUAAGCUUCAGAUGAUAACAGAUAUAAGCUCUGAAUUUAUUGAGGAAAUCUUGCCUAAAAUACCUCUUGUUGAUUCAGUGAAAAUCCAUUUAGUUGGGCCCUUCCAUUCAGAAGGGAUAGUUAAGUGCUUCAAAUGUUUUAAACGUAUUUCCCCCUCCCCCCACUCUUCCAUAGGCUCAUCUUGUUGUUACCAUGCAAAGGACAACUUAAUGUGUCGUGAUGUUUGUGAACAGAUUUUGUCUUCUAAGAGUGAUUCCCGUUUGAAGCACUUGCUGCAACGAGCACCCGAGUAUUGUCCAGAAUCAAUGGGAGAAGUUUGGGGUUGUAUCAAUUCUUCUUUGCCAGGAGUUUUGAAGAAAUCUGAUGGUUGGGUUGGUUUAGGUUGCUGUGAGCUAGCUAUUGCUGUGGAAUGUCGGCAAGCAUGUAAACAGGCUUCUUCAAAGAAUGACGUUUUAAAAGUUUGCAGAAAAGAAUAUGAGAAUGCUCUCUUUAGUUGUAUUAACAGAAAUGAAAUGGGAUCGGUUUGUUGCAGUUACGCAGGUCAUCAUACAAACUGUCGGGAAUAUUGUCAAGCAAUUUUUCGAACAGACUCUUCUCCUGGUCCUUCACAAAUUAAAGCAGUUGAAAACUACUGUGCAUCUAUUAGCCCUCAGCUAAUACACUGUGUGAACAACUAUACACAGUCAUAUCCGAUGAGAAACCCUACAGAUAGUUUGUAUUGCUGUGAUAGAGCAGAGGACUACGCAUGUCAGACUGCUUGUAAAAGAAUUCUAAUGUCAAUGAAAACAGAGCUUGAAAUUGUUGACGGGCUCAUAGAAGGCUGUAAAACGAUGCCUCUUCCUCAGGAUCCACUUUGGCAAUGUUUUCUUGAGAGUUCAAGAUCUGUUCACCCAGGAGUCACUGUGCACCCUCCACCUUCAACAGGCCUUGAUGGGGCUAAGCUCCAUUGCUGUUCUAAAGCAAAUUCUUCCACGUGUAGAGAGCUCUGCACUAAGCUUUAUAGCACGAGCUGGGGCAAUUCACAGAGUUGGCAAGAAUUUGAUCGCUUUUGUGAGUAUAACGCAGUUGAAGUUUCCAUGUUGACCUGUUUAGCAGAUGUACGAGAACCUUGUCAGCUGGGCUGUAGAAAUCUUACUUACUGCACUAAUUUUAAUAACAGACCAACUGAGCUUUUCAGGAGCUGUAAUACUCAAUCAGACCAGGGAGCUAUGAAUGACAUGAAACUGUGGGAAAAAGGGAGUAUUAAGAUGCCGUUUAUAAAUAUUCCUGUUCUUGAUAUUAAAAAAUGUCAACCAGAAAUGUGGAAGGCAAUUGCCUGUUCAUUGCAGAUUAAACCUUGCCACAGCAAAUCUAGAGGAAGUAUUAUCUGCAAAUCAGAUUGUGUAGAAAUACUCAAGAAAUGUGGAGAUCAUAAUAAAUUUCCUGAAGGCCACACAGCUGAAAGUAUUUGUGAGCUCUUAUCUCCAACAGAUGAUUUGGAGAACUGCAUCCCUUUGGAUACAUACCUGAGCCCAAGUUCUUUAGGUAGCAUUGUAGAAGAUGUUACACAUCCAUGUAAUCCAAAUCCAUGUGCAGCUAACCAGUUAUGUGAAGUCAAUAGAAAAGGAUGUCAGUCUGGAGAACUGUGUCUUCCAUAUUUGUGUGUUCCAGGUUGCAAAUUGGGGGAAGCCUCAGAUUUUAUUGUCCGUCAAGGUACGCUUAUUCAGGUUCCGUCAUCAGCUGGUGAUGUUGGUUGUUACAAGAUUUGUACCUGUGGACACAGUGGGUUGCUAGAAAACUGCAUGGAAAUGCAUUGUGUUGACCUCCAAAAGUCAUGCAUUGUUGGAGGACAAAGAAAAAGCCAUGGAACAUCCUUUAGUAUAGAUUGUAACGUCUGUUCUUGUUUUGCUGGGAACUUGAUAUGUUCUACACGGCAGUGCCUGAAUGAGCAUAGUUCAGAAGAUGAACGUCGGAAGUUUACAGGUUUGCCAUGUAACUGUGUAGAUCAAUUUGUGCCAGUGUGUGGACAGAAUGGGCGCACUUACCCAAGCGCCUGUAUAGCUCGAUGUGUUGGGCUCCAGGACAAUCAAUUUGAAUUUGGAUCGUGUAUCUCCAAGGACCCUUGUAACCCCAACCCUUGUAAUAAAAAUCAGAGGUGCAUACCAAAGAAACAAGUUUGCUUGACUAGUUUUGGAAAGUUUGAAUGUAGCCAGCAUGAAUGUGUGCCAAGGCAAUUAAGUUGUGACCAGACACGGGAUCCUGUUUGUGACACAGACAAUGUGGAAUACAGUAACUUGUGUACUUUGUACCAAAAAGGAAAAAAUUUAUCAUACCGAGGACCAUGCCAGCCAUUUUGCAAAUCAGUAGAACCUGUAUGUGGGCACAACGGGGAAACCUACAGCAGCGUGUGCGCUGCCUAUUCCGACCGCGUGGCUGUCGACUACUACGGACACUGUCAGGCCGUAGGCGUUCUCUCGGACUAUGGCUUUCAUACAGAGUGUGCUUUUGUUAAAUGUCCCCUGGUUUCUGCAACUGGCUGCAAACCGGUUAUUGCACCAGGUGCCUGCUGCCCACUGUGUGCUGGAAUGCUGAGGAUCUUAUAUGACAAAGACAAGCUGGAUACUUUUGCACGGGUAACAAAUAAAAAGCCAAUAACUGUACUUGACAUACUUGAAAAAAUCCGCCUGCAUGUUUCAGUGCCACAGUGUGAUGUGUUUGGAUACUUAAGUAUAGAAUCUGAAAUUGUGAUUCUCAUCAUUCCUGUGGAUCAGAACCCCAAACCAUUGCAGAUUGAGGCCUGCAAUAAAGAAGCGGAAAAGAUAGAGUCACUGAUAAAUUCGGACAGUCCAACACUAGCAUCUCACGUGCCACUGUCAGCUCUAAUCGCAUCUCAAGUACAAGUUUCAUUCAGCAUUUCUUCUCCUUCUCUUAAAGUGGAGCCUGUCCUGCACUUCCUGAUCAUAAGCCUUUUAUUCACCUUGUCAACAUUAAUAUAUUAUACAUAACUGCUUAGAAAAUGUGCAUAAGUAUUGCGUUUUUUAUAUUGUGAAGGACAUUCAGAAGUGUCAAUCUCUUCACUGAACCAGGAAACAGAAAUAUGUCAGAUUCCAGAAAAUCUGAUGUACUAAUAUCUUUCAGUGAAGGACUAAGAGUAUUUGGAAUAAUGCGAAAGACGAUUCUUUUAUUCAUCACUACUCAGAUGUUUGUUUAAGCACAAUUAAAUUGUUUUCCAUUGACCUUAUAACCGUAAAAAUAGUCUGGAAGAGUCUGGAAGACAUUAUGGAUUUAUGAUUUUUGCAAGGAAAGGAUGUUACAGGUUUUUUCAGCAAUGAACAAAUAGUGUAUUGAGUUUACUAAAAAAUGUUAAUUUUGUAUUAUUCAGAUGAAUAUCGAUGAAAAUGAAAAGCAUGCACCUAUUUUAAACAUCAUUUGUGGAAGAAACAAAUUGCUGCUACUUAAUUACUUUACCAAAAAUUUAAGAGUUUAUUCUCAUGUAAAUAUACUUUCAUAUUUUAUUAUGAAGAAAACUUAACAGCCUUGGGCCCAUUUCAGUAAACCACCCUUGGGUAAAUAUCUUUACUGGGACUAGUGAAGAUUUGCAGGACAUUGGGCUCAAUGGUUGUAAAAUGACAAUCAAGCUCUAUACCAGUACCUUACUUCAGUGAAGAAAUUCAUUCAUUUUUUAUAGUUUUGUACAUUUCAGAAUCUCUUAUUGGAUGCAAAAUUAUAAAGAAUCUCAGUAUAUUUAAGUGCCAUUUUAAAUAUUGCAGUAUUUGCAUGUUAUCUAAUGAAAUUUAUUCUUUAAAUAUGUUUAAAUGUUUAUAUGAACAGUAUGUUUUAUUACUUAUUGUAUUUUAUGCACCUGACCUUAGUCUACAUGAAGUAUUUUAUAUCAGUAUUAUGAUAGCCAACUUUUGAAGUAUAUACAGGAAAAACUUAUUUUUGCCAAAAUGCUGAACUAUGAAAGAAAGCACUGAAAACUUUUUGAACAUAUAUGUUACUGUAGCAUGUCUGUAGCAAUUAUUUUCUGCUAAUUCUUUUCAAU
Molecule: messenger RNA, 4943 nt
Organism: Struthio camelus australis
Lineage: Eukaryota; Metazoa; Chordata; Aves; Struthioniformes; Struthionidae
Source: RefSeq, a predicted model, not a curated record